Messenger RNA from Labeo rohita (rohu), 780 nucleotides. RefSeq names its product relaxin 3a (gene rln3a). Gene Ontology annotation, cellular component: extracellular region. NCBI's taxonomy places the organism in Eukaryota, Metazoa, Chordata, Actinopteri, Cypriniformes, Cyprinidae. The coding region runs from base 94 to 546 and encodes 150 amino acids. The transcript is spliced from 2 exons. Gene Ontology annotation, molecular function: hormone activity. The record is from RefSeq and is a predicted model, not a curated record.
CAAACAGGCACCUGGUUCCAAACCAAAGGGAGCCCAGCAGGAAACCAGCUUCUGAACAUCAACCACUGCUGUCAGUGAAUAUCUGCUCUCAGCAUGAUGUGGAAAACCACAGCGCUUGCAGCGUGUCUGCUGCUGGCUGGAGUACAGGCGCUGGACGGCCCCUCGUACGGAGUCAAAUUAUGCGGCCGCGAGUUCAUCCGCGCUGUCAUCUUCACCUGCGGAGGCUCACGAUGGAAGCGCUCCUUGACAAAUACAGAUGAAAUACUGGACUUAUUCAACUCUUAUGACAAUAAUGCUCCAGACAGCACAGGGCUGUACAGUGCUGCACUGUCCUCCCAGCAUGCCACUGACUCAAAUCUUCCAUCACUGGCACAAGGUGAACAGGAAGGCGGCGUGUUCAGCAGGCCCGUACGCUCUCUCAUUUCAGAGGAGGUGCUUGAAGCAUUGCGUACCGUGGACAGAAAGGGACGCGAUGUAGUGGUGGGACUGUCCAACGCCUGCUGCAAGUGGGGAUGCAGCAAAGGAGAAAUCAGCUCCCUUUGUUGAGACUAACCUUCUCUGUGGCAUGAGUGAAUAAAAAGAGAGAGAGAGUGUGCACGUCCUGUGUUUAAUUUUUCCGUCUCUGUUCAUAUAUUGUGCUUGAGACUUGUAAAUGGUUUGCAUUGAGCUCCCUUGUUGCAGUUAAUUUAAAUAAUGAUUUUAUAAUGUUUGAUGUUGUAAUAAGUUACUUUUUGUAUUUAAUGCAGUGUUUGCUUAUUAAUCUUUAUCUAGAGUAUAUUU